This is a messenger RNA of Brassica napus (rape), 1306 nucleotides long. RefSeq lists its product as uncharacterized. The record is from RefSeq and is a predicted model, not a curated record. NCBI's taxonomy places the organism in Eukaryota, Viridiplantae, Streptophyta, Magnoliopsida, Brassicales, Brassicaceae. The transcript has 3 exons. The coding region runs from base 109 to 651 and encodes 180 amino acids. Gene Ontology annotation, molecular function: calcium ion binding.
CUUAUUUUGUUAAAGACGUUGACGAUCGGCCUAAGCAAAAGUCUCCUCUUCAUAACAUCCACAAGAGAUUCUUCACUCAUUUUAUCUUUUUCAACAACCUUAUCAACAAUGCAAGAGCUUCAUGAAGCGGCAAUUGCUUAUUACAACAACGGCUCCACGGAUCAACAGACUUUGGCAUGGCAGUUUUUCUGUUCAAUGGACGGUGACGGUAAUGGCCGUGUCAGCUUUCGAGAGUAUACCGACUUCUUGUGUAGAACCACCGGUUUCGCUUGGGUCCAUAGCGAGAUGUUUCAGGAGCUCGACCGGAAUAGAGACGGCCAGCUUGACUUCUGGGAGGUCUUGACGCUUUACUAUGUGGCUCGGACGCGGACCAUUGGCUGCCGCACGUGCCUCCAGCCUCUCAUUGGUUUGUACUUUACGUGUGUAACGUGCUUUGAAUCGCAAUGUGUUGGCGACACGUUUGAUCUCUGCGUCAACUGUUAUAUGCGGCGGAAUUAUAAUCAUCCGCAUCGUGUCUUCCUGGAUAGUUUUGUUUUAUUACGAUCUAAGCGUAGCCACCCUCCUAUGUUGCAGGAGCCGCCUGGCGACCAAAACAUGCCCGAACAACAUCCUGGGAUGGAUGACACCUCAUGUGAGAUGAUUCCACAAUAGGAGCAAUAUUUGAAGAGUCGAUCAUCCUUAAUUUGGAUAGUAAUCUCAUUCCCUUCCAUAGAGCUGAUCUUUCUUGAAAUUUUAAGGGUUUGCCGCUAUCCAUAUCGAUCUGAAUUCUCUCAUCAGUAACAUCGACCACAUGAACCAAUCUAAGUUCAAUGCUGUGUAGAUUCAUGAGCUCAGUCCACAGAUGUAGUAGGAUUCCCGUUAACUGAAUCCAAAAAGGAAUAGCCCAAGGAUAGUAUUCAUCGACAAUCGACUCUCAGCGGACAAGAACAAACAUACAAAAGUUGUAAUGAAAAGGUCAAAGCGCAAGUACAAAUUGUAAGUUGAUAUAGGAAAUGAGGGAUACACGUGUAAGUUAAAUAAAAGAAAUACGAAGAGGGACACGUGUCAAUUGAGAGUGAAGUUGUUGAAGAAUUCGUUAGAGUUUGUUACGAUGAGGAACGGUGGGAGAAUAAACGAGAGAAGGAGAAAUCAUUUGUGGAUUAUCCAGAUAUUAAGUGAACUUUUCUUAAUUUUUCUGUGAGUGAGAGUGAUCAUCGUAUCAUCGUUUUUGAGCUGUUUCUACUUAGAAGCUCUUGGCGUGGUAUGAUCGAUUCUUUGUUGUAACAGACCUUGAAUCGAGUUAUUGGAUUUUUAUAUUGAACCUUGA